Molecule: messenger RNA, 3512 nt
Organism: Spodoptera frugiperda (fall armyworm)
Lineage: Eukaryota; Metazoa; Arthropoda; Insecta; Lepidoptera; Noctuidae
Exons: 6
Coding region: 14-3292 (1092 amino acids)
Source: RefSeq, a predicted model, not a curated record
UCACGAUCUAGCUAUGUGGUCUGCUAUCUGGUUGGUUUCGCUAUGUGGUCUGGUCUUUGGAGCGUCCAGACUUGAUCCUCUAGUGUCCACCAAGGGAGGUCUGAUUAGAGGGCUACAGUUUGGUGAUGGAUAUGCCAAGUUUUUAGGAAUACCAUACGCUGUUGUUGAUGCUAAUAAUCCGUUUGGACCUUCCGUGCCACACCAAGGCUUUGAAAACACAUUUGAAGCAUACGAGUCAAAGUCAUGUCCACAAACACAAUUCAACAGCAAUGCCGCUGUUGGUACUAUCGACUGCCUCACUGUCGAUAUCUACGUACCAAGCACUGCUAACUCACGAAACCUUUUACCUGUAAUGGUAUGGAUACACGGCGGAGCUUUCAUUGGAGGCAGCAAUGGAGACGAAGCCAAGGAACCUGUGUCAUUACUCAAACAUGAUGUCAUAGUAGUAGCUGUCAACUAUAGACUCGGUAUCUACGGCUUUAUGUGCCUCGACAUACCUGAAGUACCAGGCAACCAAGGACUCAAAGACCAGACACUAGCUCUCAGAUGGGUUCGAGAUAACAUAGCCGCGUUUGGAGGAGAUCCAAACAAAAUCACCAUAUUUGGUGAAAGUGCUGGUGGUAUGUCCGUUAAUAUGCACUUGUUCUCGUUAAAUGAGAAGUUGUUCGAUCAGGCUAUUAUACAAAGCGGUCCAGCUCUAAGUUACUGGAUGAUGGUAGAAUCAAAUAAUACUAUACCUUCAAGGCUUGCUGAGGAGUUAGGUUUUGUUACUUCUGAUAUAAAUGAGGCUCUUAAAUAUCUUGCCACCGUUGACCCACAUUUGCUAGUGCAAGUAGCGAAAGACUUGAAAAUUUCCAGUGGAUCUGGCAAUGAUCAACCUCUCACCAAACCGUGUGUUGAGAAGGAAUUUGAAGGAGUAGAGAAUUUUAUAACAGAGCAUCCAAUGAAUACAAAAUCCACAAAAGUGAGUAGGACUCCAAUAAUCAUAGGAAACACUGCGAGGGAAUUCUAUUUCCAGUACGCUUACCAAGACGAGAAAUUUUUCGAAUCGUUCGAUAUAAAGACCUUAUUUGAAAUGGGAUUUAAUGUUGACAGUGAUUUCGAAGAAGCUAUAGACGAUGCGAAACGUUUUUAUUUUGGCGAUGAAAAGAUUGAACAGAGGGUUGUGGAAGAACUGAUUGAUUUUGGAACAGAUUUAAUUUUUGGUCAUUCAACACAGAGGAUGGCUGAGAAACUCUUGGACAGUGGUGCAGACAAGGUAUACCGGUUUAUUUUCUCAUACCGUGAAGCAAGCCAUGGUGAUGAAUUAGGUUAUUUAUUUGACUCGACUUUGGGGAAAUCAGAAGAACAAUCGGAUACUGAAAAGGCGUCAGUUAAAACUCGACUUACAACCCUGUGGACGAAUUUCGCAAAGUAUGGAAACCCAACGCCGACUUCCACGGACCUGCUACCAUUCACCUGGACCCCAAUCACGAAGACAUCACAGCCGUACCUAGACAUGGAUGCCGACUUCACCAUCAAGAGCAGACCAGCUCAUGCACGAAUGGCAUUCUGGGAUAUAUUCUACAAACUGUAUGGAAAACAUCAGAAAUGGUACAAGGAACAAUUAGUCCUAUUAAUAAAAAUAUUGGCCAAUUUCUUAAUUUACUGUGAAAUUUUGCAAGGUUCAAAUAUGUGGGUUAUAGUAAUGAUUUUAACGCUAUGUGGGGUUGUGCAAGGGGUAUCUAAGGCCCCGUUAGUGUCAACAAAACUUGGUGAGAUUGAAGGAUUGGAGUUUGGAGAUGGACAUGCUCAGUUUUUAGGAGUACCUUAUGCUGUGGUGGAUGAGAACAAUCCUUUUGGGCCAUCAACACCACACCCAGGCUUCAAUGAAACCUUCAAAGCAAACGAGUCAAAAUUGUGUCCCCAAAUAAAAGACAAUGAGGCCGUGGGAACACUCGAUAGCCUCGUCAUGAACAUCUACGUACCAAAGACAGCUAAUUCCCAAAACCUCUUACCAGUCAUGGUAUGGAUACAUGGAGGUGGCUUCGUUGAUGGCAGUGCUGAUGACAAAGGCAAAAGUUCUCCAAAGGAAUUCAUGAAACAUGACGUCAUUGUUAUAGGAAUCAACUAUAGACUUGGUAUAUACGGCUUCAUGAAUCUAGACAUCCCUGAAGUACCUGGCAACCAGGGUCUAAAGGACCAAGUGCUUGCUUUCAGAUGGAUCAGGGAAAAUAUAGAAGCGUUUGGUGGUGAUCCUAAUAAUGUGACAGCAUUUGGUUGUAGUGCUGGUGGCAUUUCUAUCAAUCUCCAUCUACUUUCACCUUAUGAGAAGUUAUUUGAGAAAGCGAUAAUACAAAGUGGGACUGUGUACGCCCGAUUUUGGUUGAGUGAAGUAGAUUAUACAGUACCUAUUAGAAUAGCUAAAGAAUUAGGAUUUAAUACAACAGAUAAACUUGAAGCUGUGAAAUAUCUAUCAACUGUCGAUCCUCUUGUAGUUAUCAAUGCAGUUAACAAUUUACAACAUGAUGGGGUUAAUGUGAGAAGUGAGAUUAACCCAAAAACAGUACCAUAUGUUGAGAAAAAGUUUGAAGGAGUUGAAAAUUUUGUAACUGAAAAGAUGGGGAAUAUUGUAUCGUCAAGUAAAGUAGAAACGACCCCUAUCUUACUAGGCGACAAUAGUAAUGAAGCUGCUGUUGUCAUACAUGCAGCUGAUGAUGAAUUUUAUAAAAGAUUUGAUUUUGGUAGACAUUUAUCCUUAGGAUUUGAUUUUAAAGGACCUGUGCCCGAAGAAGCUGUGAGAAGCGUAAAGGAUUUCUACAUAAAAGACGAUAAUUUGAAUACUCUUAAAGAUGGUGUAUUAAAAUUCAUGUCGGACUUUUAUUUUUCACAUCCAACGCAAAAAACUCAGGAAUUCUUGUUGGAUAUUGGUGCGAGUUCGCUGUAUCGGUAUAUUUUCUCGUACAGUGGUGGUAGAAAUUUGGUCCAGUUGACGAAAAAUUUCACAGCUGAGGGAGCUACACAUGCUGAUGAUCUUGGAUAUUUGUUCUAUUACGACAUAUUUGGAAAGACAAAUCCUCAAGAUCAAAUCAUGGUUGACAGAAUGAUUACGAUUUGGACCAAUUUUGCGAAAUAUGGCAACCCAACACCGAACAAAACAGACCUGCUACCAAUCAAAUGGGAAUCCACUACAAAAUCUAAUCCUAAAUAUGUAGAUAUAGACUUAGACUUAACCGUAGGAACCACACCGUUCCCUGAGAGAAUGGAAUUCUGGAAUAAAUUCUACGAUCAGUAUGGAAGAUACCAGAUUUGAUUUGGAUUUAGACAGAAUGGUUGACUUGGGUGAUGAAAAAACAGUUGGAUUCUUAUGAAAAAGCGAAAGAGGUUUGGAAGAUUCGUAGUAAAUGGCGUUCCUUUAUCUCUGCCUACCCCUAUGUGAGGCAUGGGUGGUGAGUUUAUGUAUGUUGUAGAAAAAUGUGUAACUUAAGUUAUUUAAUAUUUAAUUGUGUAUAAAUAAAAUAAAAUGGUGUUAA